This is a messenger RNA of Cercopithifilaria johnstoni, 5676 nucleotides long. The record is from the annotation of a GenBank genome assembly. NCBI's taxonomy places the organism in Eukaryota, Metazoa, Nematoda, Chromadorea, Rhabditida, Onchocercidae.
AUGACAACAAGCGUUGUUGGACGACUCGUCAACGCCAUCCAUUUAAAUGCAACACAUCCAAAACCAAAUUCUUUACUUGCAUUCGUCUGCAAGUUAGCUUCAUCGCAUUCAAAUAAUUCCUCAAUACAUGGGUUUGCAAUUGAUGAUGAACCAAUUGCUUUAUUUCGAUCGGAACUUGAGAAACUACAACAUAUACUACAUUUCCCCGAGGAAUUAGCAUUUCAGUUAUCAGCAAUUGAAUACCAAUUAUUUUAUGAAAUGCAACCGAUGGACUAUGUUCAUUAUGUGAGCUGCGAUCUAACUUCAAUACCAGUUGCAGACAAUCCAAGUCCCAUUCGAAAUCUCGUCAAACGCUUGUCUGAGAUAUGUUGCUCUUUUUUUUUUAAAUUUUCAUUACCUAUAAGUUCAUGGAUAACCCAUCUUAUAGUAAGCAUGCCAACAUCUGAGGAACGGCAAACAACUCUUACUUCUAUUUUCCGAAUAAUCGAUGUAUGCUGGAAUAUUGGUAAUUUUAAUGCAGCAGUUGAAAUUUUGAUGGGACUAAAAAGUGAAAAAUUACUAUCAUUUUGGUUAUCAUUGAAACCUGAGAAGAAGAAAAAAUAUGAACAGCUUUGUGAGGCCCUGUUACCUAGCAAUCAGGCUGCUUUAUCCACAACUUAUCGAGAAGCGAUUCAAAGAGCUUUAUGCAUGCCACAGUGCAGGGUGAUUCCUUUUUUCGGUGUUUUCUUGCGUGACCUAUAUGCAAUAGUAAACGACAUGCCAAGCGUUCUGAUGACUGCUGAUGAAGAUAAUAAAGACAAACCUGAGUUUAUGGAUGAACAAAGUGGUGACAGUCAUUGCUCGUCCAAAACUGCUGUUAGUGGUUUGUUAAAUGCUGAUAAAAUCAGUCUGAUGGCUGUGGUACUUGGAAAUUUGGAAUUAUUUUAUCGUCAUUAUAAGAAUAUGUCCAGUUUUGUAGUGGAUCCUAAUGGGCCAAGUGUUGGAAAAGAAAAUCCAAAACCUAUGGGUUACAAUCCGGUGCAACCAGUAAAAGGGGUUGUGAAAAAUAUUACUUUGGUACCUUUGGAUACGAAUCGUUUCGAUUUGGAUGUGAUCCAGCGGCUUCAUCAUGGUACCACGGUUAUUCGUUAUGAUCCGGAUACAGGUCGCAGCACACUUUGCAUCUUGAAAUUGGAUGCCAGUUGUAGCUUAUUGUCAUGGCACAAAGUUGGUUAUUUAGGAACGAAGGAGAUGAGAGAUAAAGAAGUACAUAUCGCAUCGGUGGGACGAAUGCAAAGCGUAAAACCUCAAAGUAUAACACCAUUAGAAAGUCGCAAUCCUCCUUCAUCACCAAGUUUACGGCCAGCUGGAGUUGCCUGUACUACACUGGAUUGUGGCUUUUUAAAACUUUCCUAUGUUAAAUCUAUUGAAAAUGUUGCUUCAAGCGAUAUCGACAUUGAGAACAUUUAUCGACGCCACAGCAACGAAGAAAUGUCUGUGCAGAUGCAUUGUUGGACAAUAAAUAUUGGCUGUUACUUGUCUGAUAAUGAAUUUUUGUACUUCAUUGCACCGGAAAAAAGCGCUCAAUACUGGAUAACUGGACUAACAACUAUUGUAAAUUACUUACUGGAACAACAGAAAUACGCAGAUCGACGAGUUCUAUGGCUAAGGAAAUUAUAUUUACAACUGUGCACUAAUUACGAACAGUUUAAGAUGAUCGAUGAAGGCGUAACAUCUAGCCCACACCCUUAUCAAGCUCUUCAAGCUUUUGGUGGUCGAGCCGAAGCUUUGAAGAGUUUAGGUUUGCAAAGUAUCGUUCCAAAAUCACUUCAAUCAAGAACGUUUCAUUCUGCAAAAGUUACGGCGACAAAAGGUCGUUUAAAACAAAUGACAAGUGCUGUUGCUCGACGAAUGAAAUUCAUAAACCGUAGUAGUGUCCAUUCACAAAGACCAGAACUAUUUGUAUUUUCGGAGACACGACAUCAGUCACUUCGAAAUCGUGUAAGUAGCGAACAGUGCACAAUGUUUAAUUCAAGCACAUCACGGAAAAUAUCGAGAUCGUGUGACAGUUCUUCAUCAACGGAUACUGCUAAUUUCAUCUCUUGGCAUAAAUCCAGAAGGCUAUCAGCAAGAACUUUAGGCUCUUUCUGCUCUGGAAAAAUGAAAAAAACAAAAGUUUCCGAAGAUGCAAGUUUAAGCCUAACAAUUUCCAAAGAGUCUUUGGUGUCUUUGAAGUCGUACGAAGAAGAAUAUUCGGAAAAGCCUGUUACGUUAUUUGAAUUUAUUGAAUUAUACAAAUUAUUUAGUACGAACAUGCGAACAGAUCUAAAAGAUAUUUUCAACGAUUUCUUUGUUAUGCAUGGAUGUGACAAUGCAAGUGAAAUUAAGCGUGAAGACAAUCAAAAGACUUCACAAAUGGAACCAUCGAUUUCAGAUAUUGAAUCUAUACCAUACGAUAUCCUUACAAGGAAUACUUCUACAACAACUCAACACAUUAGUGAAAAGCAGCAGAAGGUAUACAGCGCACUAGCUCUUGCUAGUUUAAACAGUACGGCCUUAACGGAUACAACAAGAUGUCCAUUUCUAACUCCCGCAACGUUGAAACAAUUUAUUGAAAUAUAUCAGAUGGAAAUUGUGGAUGAUGAUUAUGCUAUUAAAAUAAUACAGGAGCACGAACCGAAUCCAGCUUACCGAAGUAAUCAGCGACUUUCAUUUGAAGGAUUUGUGCGCUACAUGACAGAUUCAACCAAUUAUGCAUUUGUACCUGAAGCAAUUAAACCUGAUCAAGAUGCACUUCACUAUCCAUUAAAUUAUUACUAUAUUUGCUCAAGUCACAAUACUUAUCUCACAGGUCAUCAGCUAAAAUGUGAAUCAUCCACUGAAAUGUAUCGCCAGGUGCUAUUAACUGGCUGUCGCUGUGUUGAAUUAGAUUGCUGGGAUGGUGAAAAUGGCAUGCCUCAAAUAUUCCAUGGUCAUACUUUAACGUCCAAAAUUGGUUUUCGUGAAGUACUCUGUGUUAUCAAAAAAAGUGCCUUCGCUACUAGCAAUUUACCUGUUGUUUUAUCAAUCGAAAAUCAUUGCUCACUUCAGCAGCAAGGAAGAAUGGCCCAAAUGCUUAAAAAUUACUUCGGAGAAAAACUUGUUACAUAUUUUUUGUUCGAAGCUGACUAUAGUAAUUCUCCACGACUUCCAUCACCGUGGCAGUUGCAGAAUAAAAUUUUAAUUAAAAAUAAGAAAAUGAUCGCAGAGCCAAGUGCUGGACCACGAAUGGAUAAAUAUUUUAUCAAAAAUGAAGACGAUACGGUUAUCGAGCAGAUAGAUGGAUUCUAUGGAACAGAUGAAGAUGAUCUUGAAGAAUUUUAUGAUGAUCUGGAUGAUGAAGAAGCAGAUUCGGAAAGCCCGAAGAUAAUGAACUGGUUGUCAAGAGGUACAACACAUGAAUCGUCCAGUGAAACUGAAGAGGAGCGCAAAUAUUCCGUAUCCAGAUUAACGCAUGCUAUAAGUGCACCAUUCGAUUCGAGAAUAAGUAAUGAAUCAUUGCCAGUUAAUGGAGAAAGAGUGUUGCAGAGAUCCAUUAAGAAGAUACCGGGACCUCCAGUUGCACCUGAAUUAUCGGACCUAGUGAAUUAUAUGCAAGCUGUUAAAUUUAAGGGUUUUCCGGGAAUGGUCGAUUUUGUUCGUCGACAGGAAGAGUCUGCGAAAUCCCUGGUAUUGGGGACGAUUCGAUCAGGUUCUAAUUCAUUGUCAAUAGCAACUCCUACACGACGUUUGCGAAAUGCUGCAUUAUCCAACGGAGAAACUAAAUUAAAAUUCGGAGAGGAAACUCAAUUUUCUGUCACUUCAUUUUCAAAGCCCAAUAGUAAUGCAUCGUGCUAUCAAGUUACGUCACUUAAUGAAUCAUCCGCCCGGAAACUUUCAAGGAAACAUCCACUGGAAUUUAUCGCUUAUUCACGCGAGCAGAUUGUUAGAACGUAUCCUGGCGGUAUGCGCAUUGAUUCUUCCAAUUUCAAUCCAGUUCAAUAUUGGGCAUUUGGUUUGCAAAUGGUUGCUUUGAAUUUUCAAACUACUGACACAGCAAUGGCUGUAAAUACAGCAAUGUUCGAACAGACUGGGAAUUGUGGAUAUACUUUGAAACCGAGAAUUUUAUGGGACGACUGUCACCCAUAUUAUAAUCGUUUCAAUCCGUUCUGCAAGGAUACUACUUCAAUAUCUGCUCUACGCUAUACAGUUACGAUAAUAUCAGGACAGCAUGUUUGUCCAAAUCAAAAUGUUACUUCAACUUAUAUUGAAGUGGAAAUUAUUGGAAUACCAGCAGACUGUGCCAAAGAAAAGAGUAAAGCAGUUAGUCGAAAUUCGAUGAACUCAAUUUGGAAUCACACCUCAACAUUUCGGAUCGCUUUCGUUUAUCUCGCUUUUUUGCGAAUCUGUAUUUGCGACAGCACAAAUGGCAGAUGUUUGGCACAACGAGUAGUUCCUGUGCGUUGUAUUCGUGCAGGAUAUCGCCAUCUUCCGUUACGAACACCCGCAAAUGUACCGAUGGAUCAGGGAACCGUAUUUCUCUAUUCACAUUUUGAACAAGAAGAACAUAUUCAUUUGUAUGAUGAAGACAGUACUAUCAACUGUAAUACAGAUCAGCAGUUGCAUCCCCAGAUACUUAAUAUCAAUCCGAUGGCAAUGAUAAAAACAGUUUCCAUUCCCAAACGACAAAUUUUCAUACUGCGAAUAUCGGGCAUAUAUAACGACGAUACAUCGGUUAUUGUGCAUGCUGAAUCAUUCAGCACAGUGCGAAAUAUCAUAGAAAUGGCACUCACAAAUGCGGGUAAAAAUGCUGACACAGCUGAGGAAUAUGUUUUGGUUGAAGUAAACAGCAGUGAAAUAUUGAGUAACAGUGAUGAACAUAAAAAUAUACAGUGCGAACAUCGCAUUUUACCAUCCAAAGAACUGGUCAUGGAUUUUGUUGCAUGCUGGAAUGGUUCCACGCGACGUUUCGUCGUCAGAAAAAAAGGAACGGAUCCUAGUAGCAGAACAUGGAUCAGUUCCAUAAUCAAAGCUGGUGUGGGACCAUCAUCAUCAUCAAUUCAGUCACCAUUGUCGGACAGAAAAGCAAAUAAUCGUUCUUCAGGACAACAUGCUGUGCUUCAUAGAAUAAAAUCUUUGGAUCCAGAUGUUUCUAAUGAAAAGAAGGUUAUAAACGAUUUGCAUCCACUAACGUAUACAAUGAGUACAACGAGAACUUUUCUGGUAUGUGUUCAUAACGUUAGUCGAAAUCAACCGUACGUCAUUCUUCGGGCAAAUAUUUACAGCACGGCUAAUGAUAUCAUCAAAGAAGUUUUCCUGAAAUCAAAACAAACGUAUGUCACUGAAUCAGAAUAUGUGCUGGUUGAAGAAACAAUGAAGGAAACAAAUUCAUCUUCAACUACAUCACUGAAGCUGAAUAUUCCUGGUAAUAAUAUUUUAUUUGGAGUGAAAAAUACUGAAGCAGGAAAAUCUUCUGAAUCUAAAAUUGUUUCAAUGCGAGUGCUAGCAUCAGAUGAAAUUGUAUGGAAAGCACAAAAUUCAUGGAAGACAUCUGGACGUUUCAUCUUGGAAAAUCGCGAACAUACCAUUCAUUCAACUAGAGAAAAAGUGAGAAGUUUGUUGCAAGCACUUGAGAAUGCGCAUGUGAGAGCUGGUUCAUCACAAUUCGUUAAACAUUAA